CUAGAACCCGAUUGCAAGAUUACAGAGCCCAAGAGAUAUUAUCAAUCAUGUCCGAUCAGCACUUUGAAAUCGAUCCACCACCUCCUCUUCCUCUAGCUCGCGCAAAAAACAGCCCAACCUUCGAUCUGACGCACCCAAGCCUAGUCCUCAUACUCUACAACACCCUCAUCGCGAUCCCAUUCUCCUACUUCAUCGCCGCCCUGAACAAAAAGAUCUUCCAACUCCUGGGCUACGAGAAAAUCAUGCGUUGCCCCUCCGGGAUCCUGGGCACGAAGAUCUUGUUUGUGGCGGUUAAUCUGUUGUUGAUUUGGGUGUGGGUUGUGGAGGGAGAGAGGGAGGAGGGGGAGAGGAGGGAGAGGAUUGCGAGGGUUAAGGAGGAGAUUGCUUGGUGGGAUGAGGAGAUUGAGAGAUUAGAAGCGGAGCUGGAAAGUCUUCUUGGAGGAAACGAGUCGGUUUUAAAUGCGGAGGGGAUUAGGGAGUGGGAUUUUGUGGUUGGGGCUAAGUCUCCGAAGGGGAAGGGGUUGGAGGAGGGUGGGAGUGGGUUGAAGGGGUUGAUUGCUUCGAGCAAAUUGCCGAAGUUGAGGAAGAAGAUGAAGGAUGUUGUGAAGGGCGGCGAAUAA
Molecule: messenger RNA, 620 nt
Organism: Mollisia scopiformis
Lineage: Eukaryota; Fungi; Ascomycota; Leotiomycetes; Helotiales; Mollisiaceae
Exons: 4
Coding region: 48-620 (190 amino acids)
Source: RefSeq, a predicted model, not a curated record